GUAGGGCCCACAGAUGGCUAGUACGGCUAUGGGCUUGCUGACGGUUUUCAGCAGCUCUAGUGCUUCGGGCAAGAGUUGCAACUUGGGGUUUGCCUCGUCCUCUGCAACUACUGGGAAAAGUGUUCCUUCCUCUUUGUUCCAUUGAUAGUUGCUCUGAUGAACGAGAGGAAUGGCGGUAGGCAACUUGGAGGAGCCACGUGGGAGAUGGAGAUCUAAAGGGCGAAACAUCGGGCUUGACAGAAGGAAGAGGACGGGGGUGGGGUCCAACAGCACACAUGAACGCGCAUGCGCGGUUUUACUAGACAAUCAUGUGACACGACCCUGUUGUUUGUUGUGGCGAAUUAGAAGAUGGAUUUUCCGUCUGAAGUGUGUACAGAGUGCUUCGAAAUAAGUGGUAAAAAUAAAAGCGAAGUACCUCGUUUAUUGGCAUCAAAGUGUUUAGAGAAAACACGACAUAAGUGUGUGACGGUACGAGUGCGGGAGGUGGAUGGUGUCUUGGAGCCCGAAAUCCGUCCGGUACCCCGGGCACAUUUCAAAGGAGAAUUUUUACUCUGCGAUCCGGAGAAGUGCCGUCGGUUGAAAAAGGGUGAAACGUGUAAUUUCCCUCACUGCUUCAAAGAGAAGGCAGCAUGGAAUGCCGAAAAGUUCGGGGUUAUCGCCUUUCUGUCGCUGGUAACCAAAACCCCGACCUCUCCUCCGUCUACUCCUAUAAAGAUAGGCUCAAAUUCAAGUAUCAAAGAUGCGCCAAAGCCAAAGGAUCUCUGGCCAGAUUUUCAUGGAUUUGGAGCCAAAACUCUUGAGGAGCUUAGAAAAGACCAUCAUCAAGUAACUGCCUCAGCAACAUCUGGUGCUGCUGAACACAAUGUUCUGCAAGUUACCAGCAACACUUCUGCUGUCAUUCCUCGACAAGAACUUCGACCAUUGACCGUUGAUACAAGCCGUCCUCUUGUUCCUUGGCAACCUCCCGACCCAGUCACUGCCUCUCCUCAACGUCAGCCAUCGCAUGAACAUCGACCAUUGACUGUUGAUACAAGCCGUCCUCUUGUUCCUUGGCAACCUCCCGACCCAGUCACUGCCUCUCCUCGGCGGCAGCCAUCAUAUGCACACAUUGCAUCUGGAAAAGCUAGAACAAGCAGCCUGUCACCAUCACAGACACAAACUGCUCAGGCCAUUUCAUCACAACAAAGUCCUGUACGACCAAGGCAAAUGUCGCAGUCUUCCCCAGUACAACAAAUUUCUCCCCAGUCUAGGCAAACACUGCCAGCAUCAACACCACAACAAGUUUCUCUAGAGUCAAAGCAUGCACUACCAGCAUUCCCGCCGACAAGACGUCAACUACGGACAUCUUUACUGCAACAAGUUCCUCUUCGGCCAAUGCAAAAGUCAGCAUCGCUACCACAAGAAAUGCCUCAAGCACCAAAGCAAGCAGUGGUUGGAUCCCCACCACAACUGGAGCCAAGGCAAACACUUUCAGCAUCCCAACCACAACAAUUGGGCAAAAAAGCGUGGAAAACAUUACCAUUGACUUCUCUACAACAGAAGCCUAUAGCCAUACCACAAGCCAAACACAGCCCUGCAACAGGAAAGAGAGAAAGGCACUCACAUAUUCUUCACCAACCCCUUGCAACUGGCACUUACCAUCACAGGUUCAAUGAAUUACUCAAGCUGGAAGAAAUGGCUCAUGCAGAGCUACUAAAUGACAGGUGUGAUGGAAAGUAUAAACUGUGCCUACUUCCAGCUGGGCAAACUCCGGGGGAGGUUAGGGUUGAUGCAAAACCGGUCCAUUUUAGAUUCGGCUACAUCAAGGGAAUGGGUUGUGAUGAGGUGGGUUAUGCUACCCAGUCAGCUAGUGGAGCAGUCGUUACGAUGGGAGGCGAAAAUAUCAAGUGUGAUAUUCUUCGAGAAAACAUGUACCAUUCAGAAGAACGACUGUAUAUUGCUUUCACUAAAGAGGUCAAGCAAAUGCUCCUCGCGUGUGUAGGAAAUUCAAGAACUGCCUUUAUAUCUCCGACUCCCCUUGCAAUUCAGUUCCUGUUAAAAUACUCGUACUUUCGCUCACUUAAAAAUGCAAUUCGGGAUGUCCCAAAAAAUGUCAUUUCACGCAUUCUACCUCAACGUUCUAGCUUUCCGCAAACACUGACAUUAGAAAACAGCACGCGUUCCCUUGAAACCUAUUGCUCCUCUGACCAGUACGAAGCUCUAAAGAUAAUUGCUUCAACACCUGCAUCCGGUCCUCCUGUUCUCAUUGCUGGACCCUUCGGCACCGGUAAGACUCGAGUCCUUGCAAUUGCUGCACACUACUUUCUUCAGAAAAGUGUGCAAGACGGGAAUCGCCUCGCUAUAUUGGUAUGUACUCAGCAACACGUGUCAGCAGAUGCCUUCCUUCGAAUGUACACUGACCUCACCCCUGGAAAAGAAGAUAUUACAAUCAUUAGACUCAUUCCUAUAUAUUACCACCAGAGAAACGACUUCAUGAAACAUUUCUACAGAACAGUGGAUAAUUUUAGAAAGGAUAUGGAGCGAAACUCCCACCGAAAUCGUUUACGCUAUCUCAUUGUCUCGACAUGCCUAACGGCCAAGCGUAUUGGGGAAUAUCCCCCAGUUCUUCCUUCGUGGUUUUUCACACACAUCUUUCUAGAUGAGGGGGCGCAGAUGAGGGAGCCUGAAGCAGUAGCCCCUCUCUGUAUGGCAGAUGAAAAUACAAAGCUCGUGAUCGCCGGUGAUAGGUUUCAGGUUGGUCCAGGAAUGCUGGUGUUGGGGGAGGAGCCACAGAAGUACGGUCUCUCCGUAUCUCUCCUGGAGCGGCUCUAUGAUCUCUACCAGGAUCUGGGAGACGUAGCAAAACCCUACUGUGCCCAUCUCUCCACCAACUUCAGAUGCCAUUCUGCAAUCCUCAACCUGGCUCGGCAGGUGGCCUACAAAACAACCCUGAGGUGCAAUGUUCCUGACCUUUCAGCUCAUCCAGAUGCGCCAUUUCCACUGCUCUUCGUGUGCACCAGUCUUGACCACAAUGUCAAAGAAACAAAGGACAGCCUCUCAAAGGUUGAAGUUAAUGCUGCCCUUAAUAAAGCUUCCCAGAUUUUCAUGAAAUGGCCGGACAGCACAUGGGGAAAAAGAGAUCUCAGAGAGAUAUGCUUUCUUUCUCCUUGCAGGGGACAGGUUACUCUUGCCCGCGACAUAAGAGAUAAGAAUUUGCCUCCACAAGUGAGAAGCGUUCGAAAACUGGCUACCUAUAACAUUCAAGGUCAAGAGUUUAGGGCACUGUUCAUAAGCACCUCAGAGCCCACUACGCCAGACGGAGAAACGCGCGAUGCCACAAAGAGCAUCUCAGACCCAGCAGUCUUCAUUACUGCCAUCACUCGGGCCAGAUCACUGGUGGUGGCUGUGGGGAACCCAUUCAUGCUACUCCGGAGGGAAGAGCACAUGGUGAAGAAGUACGGAGACCGUGGCCACUGUUGGAGCCACUUCCUUAAGGCCUGCAUUGACAACGGAACACUCUCAGUCUACCAUUCAUCUGAGAGCAGGUCUGCUCUCUUAGAAAAGAUGGUAAAUGAAAGAGUCUCAAAACUUUACAUACUGGAACCAGUCCAGAGUUCAGUUAAUGCGACUUUUGAGACAGCUCCAACAAUUGAUAUUGUUCCAAGUACACCCACACAGGCUACACAGUCAGCUGCUGUUGUUCAACCUACUGAAGAAAGGUCAUCAAUGUCUAAUGAGUUCAAAGACUACGUUGUGAAAGAAGAAUUAGGAAAAGGCGGAUUUGGAGUUGUUUGUCGUGUGCAGUACAAGAUUGACAGGAAUGAAUAUGCUCUCAAAAUUGUUAGAAUUAAGGACAAUCCAGAAAAGGUGGAGCGAGAAGUCAGGGCGUUGGCAAAACUAAGCCACCCCAACAUCGUUCGUUACUACCACUCCUGGAAGGAAAAAGCACCAAGAAAUUGGCAACAUAUUUCGCCAUGGAAAUACCUCCCGAGCAGUGACUCUGCAUCCUAUCCGAGUGAGAGACUGACAGGAGAAACUGUGAGCCAGGCAGACGCCCAAGAAGCCAGUGCAAACAUCAGUCCACAAGUCAGCUCUCAUUCGUCAGGGCUGGCAACACAAGAUGAUUCUGAUUCAAAUGUUACAUUUCGAGACUCUUCAUCUGACACGCAGCAGUAAAGAGUACACUUAGAACUACAAUACCCUCCCUGAGAGUUUGAAUGAGUUUUGUGGCCCCAUGCUUAAAUAAAUACUUCAAAGUAUAAACCUUCAGUGCAAUGAACGUGCACGUGUAGCGUUGAUGUGAACUUUAUGCAUGCACUUUUAUGGGCAGUGAUUUUAGCUCUAACAAAGACUAGCUCUAUCAGUGAGUAGCGAGCGCUUACAGCAAUGCUGGACUAUCCCUCAAGUAACUUUAUCCCUCAGCGAUGCGCUGAAUGGGCUAAACCUAGUUGAGGUAAACCAGUGCUUAUCGUGCAGCUUAGCUUUUCGUGUGGCCUGUAGUACCAGAAUAAGUGUCGACAGACAGACACACAGCAGACAGUCAAACAACCCUCGCUCCACAUGUGCAGCGAGGGUUAACAAUAAGUCACAUGUUUGCUUACAGUUUGUAUCCUGAGGGAGGAAUGAGGCUUGAUCCACAGCCGCCAGUCUGCCUGUGUAUCAAGACAGAGCUGUGUCACAAAGAAACACUGAAGUCAUGGCUGAACAAGAACAAAGAUAACAGACGUCGGGUUGAAAUCACAAACUGGUUUGUGGAGUUACUGGAGGGUGUGAAGUUCAUUCAUAGUCAAAGCCUGAUGCAUAGAGAUCUGAAGCCUUCCAAUAUCUUCUUCUCCAUAUCACCCACUGACAGCGAAAGGAACAUAAAAAUUGGUGACUUUGGUCUUGUCACUACAUCACAAGGUUCUUUUGGUGAAGCUGCACCCCCAAAAAGUCAAUACGUGGGCACAAGUUUCUAUGUCAGCCCUGAGCAGGAGCAGAAAAUACCUUAUGGGAAGAAGGUUGACAUUUAUGCAUUGGGCAUCAUUUACUUUGAAAUGAACUGUCCUUUUGGUACUGAAUCAGAACGCUGCAAGGUCCUUAGUGCAUUGCGCAGCAAAGGAAGUUUCCCUCCAGCCUUUGAGGUCAAUCUUCCCCUUGAAGCUGGCAUUAUACAGUGGAUGUUAACUGAGGACCCAGGCCAACGGCCAUCAGCUGAAACAAUUGCCUCAAGCCCAAGAAAGAAGAAGCUGGUGAAGAAUGCAAAGACAAGACAGAGUAAAGCCACCAUUCCUCGACUCUAGAGUGAUAGGCCCUGGCAUAAUUAAUAUUGUUCCUAAAUUUCUUUCCCACACUUUCCCUCUAUUUUUCAACAAAUCUACUCAAUAAUGAAAGUGAAUUUGUCGUCAGAAGAGAAU
Geodia barretti is the source of this 5375-nucleotide messenger RNA. The record is from the annotation of a GenBank genome assembly. Lineage: Eukaryota; Metazoa; Porifera; Demospongiae; Tetractinellida; Geodiidae.